Alternaria atra is the source of this 1857-nucleotide messenger RNA. RefSeq lists its product as uncharacterized. The coding region runs from base 1 to 1857 and encodes 618 amino acids. The record is from RefSeq and is a predicted model, not a curated record. NCBI's taxonomy places the organism in Eukaryota, Fungi, Ascomycota, Dothideomycetes, Pleosporales, Pleosporaceae. The transcript is spliced from 4 exons.
AUGGAUAUCCCGAGCGACCAAGCCACUCACUUAGAUGUCACGGCACCUUCAAAUGUCGAGUCAGCCAAUGCAGAUACAGAGUUAACCGAGAAGGAACAUCUGAGCCAGGACAUUACUCCGAGAUCCGAGCCUCUGCCCGUUGUUUCGGGAGAGUCCACGCGCGAGGCCGAAAAGUUUGGAGAGGUUCAAGAGCUAGACUGCAUUCAAGAGUUUACAGAUAUCGAGAAAACUGCCUUUAGUUCCCCCUUCCCAUCACCGAAGCCAGUUGCAGAUGACUGCGAGAGCAUUGUCUCUCUUGAGAGGGAAGAGGACCUGGAGGGGAAGCCUUGCAAGUCAGUCGUAGCGAGCCCUGUUCUUGCAGAAGGCCAAGAAGAGCAGUCCAAUGAGAAGGCGGAGUUAAAGCUUGAAGCAUUCCCCAUCGCCAAGAAGGAAUCUCUCGUAACAGCUAUGCCCGAAGUCCAAGCCGAGACUGCCGAUGCCGAUGUCAAUAUUGAAGACAGCGAUUCCAAGACUGAUACCGACAUGGUUAUCGAGGCUCCUAAGCCCGUCAAGUCGGCUCAGAGUCUACCUCCUCAUAUGCGUCCUGGUUUUCAGUCACCACCAUCCCGCCACUUCGGCCUUCAAGACUCAAGACAAAUGACGACACCCAACGAACUCGCUCGACCCAACGAGGGACCUCGCGCACCUCGCUCUCACUAUACUUCGUAUCAACCUAGAGGCGACCACAUGGAUCGGGAACAGUUCGCCCGUAUGAGCGCUCAGCUAAUGAAGACCAAGCACGAACUUGAUACCGAGCGCAACAACAACCGGCGACUUCGGGUAAUCAUCGAGGCUGAGCAGCAGCAGAAAGUUGAAGCAGCUUCGUCGAGUAUGCUUACCAACCUCCUGCGCGACCAAGCUGAAGCUCUCACGCUCAAAGCUAAAGUCGAAGCUAAGGAACGUGAACUUGGCUUCCGAGAGCAGAAGAUCUCACAGCAUGAGGUAUACCUUUCCGAAGGCCAGAAGCAGCUCUGGUUUUCUCUUGAAGAGAAUGGUGUCCGCCCCAUGAGCGCAGUGCAGAUGCAGCACGCCCGACGUGAAGCUAAACUGGAUGCUCAGAAGGCUAUCGAUGACUUGAACGGAAAGCUCAAUAUCAAGAUUGAAGGCCUUCGUCUUCGUGAAGCAGCACAACAGAUGCGUGAACAGCAGUACAAAGCUAUGAUUCGCGAGUCACUCAAGGACGAGCUUGUCGACUCUCUAACUUCCGAGAAGGUUGAUGAGAUUGCCGAGAUUGAGUAUAACAACGGAUUCGGCGCGGGUAAAGAGGUUGGUCGCAAGGAAGCACGUGAGAAGUCUCACCAGCGAGGCUUCCUCGAGGGCUAUGGCGCAUGCCACCGUACCCAAAUUACCUUGAGCAAAGUUCGCCAGGGUCUCAUUCCCCGCGAUAGCCCCGACCUCGAUUUCUUGUAUGACGCCAAUCAUCCGCACAACCUCUGGAACAUUGGGGAGCUCGUCGGUCGCCUGCAGCACGAUGACAAGGCCUUGCAGAUGACGAGCGCUGUGAAGGGGGAGACUGUGUCUGAGAAAAAGGCCACGUCCCAUAGCAGGAACCAUGAAGCCCACGAAGGAGUUCCCACGAUCGAUGGCAGGGUCAACGGUGAUGCCAACGGCACCAUGGUCCGCAAGCACGAGGAGCCAAUUCGCAAAAUGCUUCCGGCUCGCCCGACCGUCGCUACCGAGCUCCGUGGGCCUUCCGCGACACACAACGGUCACAUCAUCCUCGCCAACAACAACGCCGCAUCGCCAGCCGUCAGGGAAACCGGACGCCCCAUCAUCCAGUUUGAGAACGAUGUCGAGAAUCUGAUUGAUUUUAUGUAG